UUUUGCAAACAUUGAAAGCGAGCUUUUUUUUUUUUGGCCACCGAACAAUUGGCUAACGCAGCCACUGAAAAUACAACUUAUUAUCCGGAUAAGUUAUCUGACAUGAUUGUCGUUAUGUAUAUAUUCAAAUAACUCGAUUUAAUAGAUUGAGAAUACCUGAAGAGUCGGGCAUAUUGAUAGGUAUUUGGUUUUGCCUGCCAGGACAUAAUUCCUUUGUGUGAAUCACAAGAUAUCUGAAGAGAUUUUACGUGUAAAUACCUCUGGUGACAAGCCCUAACUCUUUUGUGUGGUACAAUCAUGAAACUAGCUGAGGAUCCCCUUUUUUGGAAGUUCGCCUGAAAUCAGGAUUUGCACAUCUGGGUCUUCCAAGAAUUGCAUUACAUGAGAGCGCUUUGCAGAGCCUCUGGCCUCAGUACAUAUUUUGUGAAGGUGUUGAGUAAGGAUUGUCAUUGCCAUGCCGACACACCCAUUGAUUCCACAUGUGGAGAGUCCUGACGGGCUGGGCCAUGACAUCCUCAACCACAGCAGUGCCACUAUGCCCAGCUCUGGCUCCAGCUCCAGUAUAACAGCCCACAUGAGCCUGGCUGAGAAGGUUGAAAUGCAGCUGGCGGUGCCGGUGCCAGGCAGCUCACCUCUGGCCUGCAUGUUCUGUGAGGAGACGUUCGAGCACGAGGAUGAGCUCGGGCCACACCUUCACUCCCAGCACCCCACCACAUUUCACGCUCCUGCCGUGCUUCGCGUGGAGGCAGAGUUCUUAACACCCAGCGAAAGGAUUUGCUCCAAAGCAUGCCAGAAUGAGCCGAACGAGGAGCUAAGCUGUGAUGUGUGUGGCCAAGCCACCGAAAAUAUCACUGCACUCGAGGCUCACAUGCGGAAACACAAGGACUCCUUCAUUUACUCCUGUGGCCUGUGUGGUAGGCGCUUCAAGGAACCCUGGUUCCUCAAGAAUCACAUGAGGACCCAUGGCAAAUCCAAAUCCACCAAGGGCCAGGACGCAGAGGUGCCAGUCACCAUCAACGGCGUCGUCCAAGAUCGACCAGCAUCGCCUGUGAUAACAACUUACAAAAUGUGCAUGGUCUGCGGAUUUUUCUUCCUCAACAAGGAUGUGCUUGCAGAGCACAGCAAAGUGCACAACCGAGAGCCAGAAGCAGAGGAAAAAGUGUGCGAUAAAAGCCAGCUGAAUCCCGAGGUGCCGGUCUCUCAGGAAUGCUUUCUUCAGUGCUUCAAUUUGCAGAGAAAAUCUGAGAACUCUGAGCAAAAAUGCCAACCUGGCCGUUGGAUCUCACAGCUGGACCCGUUCAAUACUUACCAGGCCUGGCAGUUGGCGACCAAAGGCAAGAUUGCCGCAGGUCCGAACCUGAGCAAAGAGCUCAAUCCUGACUCCAAUUCUGACAACGAGGAGUCAGGUUCAGAUAAAGAGGAGCUAGGUUCUAUUUGGGACUCUAGUGGUGGAGAUAAACUGGUAAGGCGAGGCCUGAGGAAUGAGCUGAAGGCCAAACUCGGAGGUGGCGAUCUGGCAGAGCAGAAGAGUCUGAGUCUGCGCAAAGAUAAGCCCACAGACUGCGAGGAGUGCGGCAAAACAUUCAGAACCUACCAUCAGCUGGUUCUGCACUCUAGAGUUCACAAGAGAGACAGAGGAGGAGCCGAGAGCCCCACCACACCAGUAGAAGGGAGGACACCGAGCGUCAGCUCUGCCGGGAGUCCGUCACUGGAUCGAGCGGAAGAUGGCUCUGAGGACGGCUAUGAAGAAGGGGUGCAUGUUGAACCUUUUCAGUCAGACAAAAUUGAAGAAGGCUCACACAAAAUGAAACUAAAAAUCCUUGCGCCAAGGAAGUGUUGUUACUGUGGCAAGACCUUCCGCUCCAACUAUUACCUCAAUAUUCAUCUCAGGACACACACAGGUGAAAAACCUUACAAGUGUGAAUACUGUGACUAUGCUGCAGCUCAGAAGACCUCUCUGAGGUAUCACCUGGACCGACGUCACAAAGACAAGCCUUUUACCGAGAUCCCCAACAUUCCAGUGACUGCACCUCCUGCUAACGGCGCCAAGGGUCACGAGUCUCCUAACAACAUGGAUGACAAGCCGGCCUCCAAGCCAGCUAAACAAUGGCCCGCCCCCAGCGUUGUGUGCGCAAGCGUCAAACAUGAAGCAGUCCCCAGGCGAGCAGCUAUUCCCAUCUCCAGCCCUGUCACGUGCAUCAAAGAGGAGUGUGGCAACAUGGCCGCCACGACUCCUUACACUCCUCCCAAUGAGCCGCACACGAUCGCCGCUUUCCCAAUCAACCUGAAGGCAGAGGGGAAAGAAGCCUCUGAGGCACCAAUAAACCUCUCCCUCAAAGCAUCUCUGUCUUUAUCUGCUACCUCUAUACCUAGAAAUAUGUUACUGACCAACACCUGCACUUCCUGUCCAUAUGAAACCCUCUAUCCUGAAGUCUUGCUCAUGCACAGGAAGCUUUUACAUAAGGAGAAGUCUGAUGCUAAAAAGAAUUCGUACCGGCCCCCGCUGAAGCUCAAGCGCUAUACCGGGUGUCCCCCAGCGCUCGAAGGAAAAGACGUGGCCCCGUUAGCCAACAUCGAUCGAAAGCAUCCUCGCCGGACCAAAUCCCCAACACCGCAACCUGGAAAAUCUUCCAGACCUACUCCGAACACGCACAGGUCUCUACCAGGGGUUGGUACAAAGAAAGCAGAGAUUUCAAAAGUGUCCCCUGCAAAAGAGACCUGGACAGAGAAGCAGAAGGCAAGCCAGAGGUUCAGGUCUGCUGAAUCUGUUAUAAGUGUCCAAACCAGGUUUCCAGAAUCAUUGGCUGAACCCAACAGGAAACAGGCGGUCUCGCAGAAGCCUGCUCCUGUUACAAAUGGCGUCCUGUGGCCCUCAGAAGCAAACCGGCUGUGCCUGUCUGAUCGAUUCAGGAACCUGGCGCAAACAGACUUUGGUGAACCCUCCAGCAAGAGACCGAGACCCCCUGAGCCUCUACAGGGUACAGGGAGGAUUGCAGAGCUGUCCUCGGACAGGAAUGUGAAAAACUACCUGCCCUUGUCUUCCACUCGCGUGGCACCCUCAGGUUCAGGGAGUAGUAUGGACGCUGACUGGAAUGUAAUCAACCUGCUGGGCACGUACACGCACAACGAACUGGCAUUGCUGUACCAACCUGCUAUCCCAGGCUCCAGCCAUGCUGUAACUGGAAAUUCACCCACUGCUGGGAGCCGGGCUCGGUCCUUCUCACCUUACCCCUCAAACAUCUUUCAGCGGAGAAGCCACCCCAACCCACCUGACACCACCUCUUAGAACAUGGUUUGAACUAUUUGGAGGAUCCAUGACUGGAAAGAAAAGUUUACUCCUGACACUACUUCUAGAGCCAGACAUGCGACCAAGAUGUGAUAUUAAUGCUGCGUGGGGGUUUCGUCUCUUUAUCUCGACCUUGGCUACGAAGCAGAAUGAACUCAGAACUGGGCCUUGAACAGUGUUACACAUCAUAACGUUCCAGUAUAUCAACAGCAUACCGAUGCGGUAUUGCACUUAACGCAAAACACAACAUAUCAUGCACUCCUAUUCACUGUAAGUUUGACAUGUUCCUAAAUCAAAUGCUCGUGGGGCAGAGCUUUGGUUUGCCCCUCAAUAUUACAUCUAAUAAGUGCCUCUUCUACUUGAUCUAAAUGCUGUUACACAAAGGUAAGAUAGACCAAAUAAACUUGACCCACGUUCACUUCAGAGAUAUAAACUAUUUUGUAAAUGUUACGACAUUUCUAUUAAGGCUGUGCUGAAAAAGGGUUGACUUUAUGCCAUGCAGCUUUUGGCGGUUUUUGAUAUUGCAAUUUAAAAACGUUUCAGUUUCCCCCAUUUGUGAAAAAUGAAAGCUGCUGUUUUUUUUUUUUUUUUGGUGUUAAUUUUCUGUCUAAAAACUGAGACACACAAAAUAACGGUGACGUACUGUGUACUUUCUUUGCUCCGAGUCUCUCACUGUGACGCACGGACACGGCAUCCUCAGGUCUGACGAACGACAGAACUGUGAUCAAACUCUCUGUGAGGGAUUCCCUUGGGUUGAAGUUAGUUUUCACACACUUUUGAUUUAUUUCCUAUCUUUUUUUUUUUUUUUGGUCAAGGAUAUAUAUUUAUUUUUCUUGCGAAUGUCCAGCUCUGUCUGGUUUGUAGUCAUUUGUGUGUGGAAAAGAUUACGGCAUUUGUUUCGCUACUUCGUUCUCAGAGCCUGCCAUUGCAGCUUAUUUACUGUGACCAACUUGUUAUGCUCUGCUUUACAAAAACUACCUUGUUCACCUACCCUACAGUUACGUUGUUUCCUAGCACAGGAAUGUUAAUUUAUUUGCUGAUAUUUAGUGACCAUCGAUGAACUUGAAAUCUUUUUUUCUCCUCUCUCUCCUCCCCCACUUGAAAGACCAUCUCUAUUUUUUCCCCCUUACCAGUCUGUUAAACUGGGAGAAAAGCCUGCUGUCGACGGUUAACACGCUGUCCGCUAACGUGUGGCUCAAAUUGAGUAAUAUAUGUCCGUGUAAAUCGAGUGUUUGUUUAACCUCUGUUGUCUUUCAGUAUUGGAUUUUCUCAGUGUUUAAUAUCGUUUUUUUGCUUAGCUAAGAUGGAUACAUCAUUGAUUAUUCGCCAUAUGUAAAUGUGUGUGUUUGUCAUUUAUCAGUUCUCCAUUGGUAUUUUUAUUCUUCUGCACUUUCACUACUAAUAUAUAUAAAUAUAUAUUGUUUUGUACGAUCAGUUGGAGCUCUCUUCCUGUUCUGGGAACACUGUGCACUGAGCAGAGCAGUGUAAAUGCAAUAAACUCCCCAGAAUCUCUACAGACUACAGUUAUACAGGAAAACAUACACAAUGCGAACAAAACAGCAAGGAUUUCAGCUCUGUCCUUCAGUAUGUACGUUCUGAUCUUUCCCGUCCUUCUAUACCUUUUGUAUCCACUCUCUCAUGAGACUUACGAGUGUAUUUCCGACUGUUCAGUCGCAGAAUAAAGCAAUGUGUGUGUGCUAA
Tachysurus vachellii is the source of this 4987-nucleotide messenger RNA. It is a transcript of the gene znf217, whose product is annotated as zinc finger protein 217. Bases 455 to 3286 code for a protein of 943 amino acids. The transcript is spliced from 7 exons. The record is from RefSeq and is a predicted model, not a curated record. Lineage: Eukaryota; Metazoa; Chordata; Actinopteri; Siluriformes; Bagridae. Gene Ontology annotation, cellular component: nucleus. Gene Ontology annotation, molecular function: RNA polymerase II cis-regulatory region sequence-specific DNA binding; DNA-binding transcription factor activity, RNA polymerase II-specific. Gene Ontology annotation, biological process: regulation of DNA-templated transcription.